Molecule: messenger RNA, 3961 nt
Organism: Rana temporaria (common frog)
Lineage: Eukaryota; Metazoa; Chordata; Amphibia; Anura; Ranidae
Exons: 7
Coding region: 101-2536 (811 amino acids)
Biological process (GO): male meiosis I; mRNA stabilization; female meiosis I
Cellular component (GO): cytoplasm; nucleus
Source: RefSeq, a predicted model, not a curated record
ACGCGAGACUGCAACUCCCAUCCAGCCUGCAGCUCCCAGUGACAUCAGUUCUGGACAUGGCUGAGCCAGGCUGCAGAGGAGCCACCGCAAUGUUGGCUGCAUGAUCCCAAGCAUGGACAAUCCGCUUCUUUCCCAGCUGGUGAAUGGGAUUUCCAGUGGCGUUCCACCUUCCCAGUCCAAACUCUACAGCAGCUGGUCUGUGUGUGACGAAGAAACCAAAACCCCGUCCAUAGCCGACUGUUUGGAGAAGAGUGCCGUGUUCACUUACCCCGACUCCGAAAACCGGACGGAUGUGUUCGGAUUGAUGUCAAACCUCCCAGAAGACGCAAACAAAAUUGAUGGUGUGACUGACUGGGACUCACUAUCUAGACUGUUCCCCCCACUGUGGGCUGCAAGUGACCACCAGAAUCUCUCUGAUUACCUUCCCAACAUCCUUCCAGGAAAUGUUGAUCUCUCCAACGUAAUUGGCUCCCAAGCCUACCAGGAACCUGCAAGAAAAUUGCCAGACAUCGAAAGCCUUCAGAGAGGGUUUGAGGACCUGGGCUUGCUGGAUCCUUGGGUUUCCAGCCCCGAAACCUGCAGCCCGCGGCUCGAAGACGUAUUCCAAGACCUCUACUUUGAAAAUCAAGCCUUGGAACUGAAUUCUUCCUUCCAGCCCAUCGAAUGGCCUAACCAGUCUGCCGACGGCUACGUCAAGUUUAAUGGAAGCACUGCUAACGCCUGCCCCAGCUCGCAGAAGAGGGCAAAAGAAUACUCCGGCGCGCCCCGGCCCUCAUGGAAAAACGACAAGGGGAGAGGCAAAUUCGGUAGGGGCAGCCCGACCGGUCAAACGAAUUACCCGCCUGGUGCAAGAGAAUGUUGGGGAAAAGAAACAUAUGCAAAAUCUUCCGGUGACUUUUCCCCGGUGUGUAUGAAGCCACCAGCAUUCCAGUUUAAUCAGCAAUUUUCUAAAACUCCCGGUUUCAAUCCGACCGUACAAAAGGCGCACUACAAGGAAGGGUCGGAAAGCUACAGUGGUUUCCCAAAGGUCAGCACCUUCGAAUGCCGUGAAAAUAUUACUCCUCAAGUCCAAAAGGAGUCCUAUGCAAAGUCUCCAGUUCCUUGUAUUAGCCCCAACGAGGGCUUCCCGUUGGCCAGCCAGGGACACAGGUGGUUAGAUGGCGAACCGCUGGGGACCCAGAAAACGGCAACCAGCCCUUUGCCGUCUCCCGCAAGCUCUAGCCUGUCAGAUGGUUCUCCUACCCAUUGUCCGGGGUAUUUCCCUCAACCGCCGUUGCCACCUUCUGCGAAAGAUGGACACUUGAAUGGAACGACCAACCAGAUACCGUUCUCCAGCUUUAUUGAUGAGAACCAGAGGCGCGGCAAGGGUUUCAGCCGCUCGUCUCCUAGUAAGGAGGGCAUGUAUCGGAAUACGGCGUUCGGUUAUCCACCCAACUGGUCACCGACUCAGCCGGGUUCAGGACAGAAUAACUCCGAACGGCUUCACAAACUGCCUAAAAGAGCAAACCCUCAAAACAACGGAAAUCCCGAUCGAAGAGGAAGAAGAACAUGGAAUAUGCCACAUGGCGGCGCCAAACAAAACCUGCCUCCUUGCAGCCCCUUCCAACGCAAACAGGAACCCAACCUGGGCAACAUGUCCGACUUUGUCAACGCCUCCUUUCUGCCUCCUUUUUCCCUGAUGUCUGAUUUGAAGCAGAAUCAGAAUUUUCCCCCCUUUAAUCCACAGUUGUUUUCUCCGACGUCAAAUAUGUCUUUUCCUCCCCCUUUCCCGUUUUCCGACCUCAUCGACCUGUUCCAUUACGAAGAUAUUAAUCAGAUCCAACCUUUUAUAAAUGACCUGUUCUGCGGUGAUAUCCCCCCGCCGUACUUUCCCUUUCCAGCCCCUUUCAACAGAUGCCGCCCUUCGAGAAAUCGCAGUGGACCUGCCAAUGAACUCCAUUUACAACUAGAGGAAUGCUGUGAGCAGUUCCGGGCUUUAGAGAAAGAAAGGAAAAAGACGGAAGCAGAGCUAGCUCGGAACUUCCCAGGAAACCGAGUUUCCAGCUCCUACAGCUCAGCAGUCCCGAGACUUCCAACCAAUCCAUCAAGAGUCGAUCGCUUGGUUGUGGAUGAGUUUCGAGAACAAGCCAGAGCAGUUUCGCUGGUGAAGAUCAUGGAGAGAAUCCGCGGAGAGAGCCUUCAUGUCAACGUCGCUCUUGCUUUGGAACAUCACCUGGAGGCCAUCCACUUGACACAGGCACGGCGCAAAGAUGAAAUAGUUAAUGCAGCCAAUCGGCAGAAGCAAGGAGCUCCUCGCUACAAUAAUGAGAGAGAUGUCUUGGCUUUGGCCGGCGCUAUGAAAGAGAUGGUGUCCACCACGCGCAAGGCCCGCACUGCCCUGUGGUGUGCUUUACAGAUCACUUUAUCCAAAUGCCCCUCUGGCAUCACUGUGAAGCCUGAAGACCUGGAGAGGGCCCUGCAGGAGCUGUGCCCUAACAAGACCCCCGGCAUGGAGGCUGAACCCUGCUCUGAUGUCGGCAGUGCUGGUAGAGAGUAAAAGGGAAACAACAAAAAAAAAAACACCUUGGUAUAAUCUACAGCCAUUUCUGGCAAUAAGUACCCUCCUCCUGCCAGGAAAGGGAGGCCGGCAUUAUUACCUUCGCAAGCUACCCUGGAUGAUUUUGGCCAUCAAACGGCAGCUUUAAUAGGAUAUCUUUGUAACAUUUUUGUAUAGGCACCUUCCGCUGCAUUUUUAUUGUGUUUCAACUAAGUGAAAACCAUGACCAGUGUUCCUUUCAUCCUACGCACCUCUGGGGGUUGUCUAGUCCCAAAACGAUCGUCAUUUGUCUUUUUUUAAAAGAAAAAAAAAAAGUGUUUUUGUUUUGUGCCAAAGAGGGGAAAUUCAGCCGUACGUAGGUCCGUGUAAAUUCCGUUUCCUUUACAACCAAAAUGCCUAAACUUUGUAUUUCCGUCAUGGUGGUUUUCGUUAAAUUCUUUUGCAUGGGAAGAGAGCACCCAUGGGUGCCAAACGUGUAAAUGCACGUCCAGCGUGUUUCGUCUCGGCUGGGGUAAGCUGUAGAAGUGAAUGUGGACUGUAGCAUCAGUGCCCGACUUACAUUUCAUAGAGCUGAACUCCAGGCAGAUUUAUAAGGGCACCAGAGCUCUUCAACCUCAGUGGCAAGGCCUACUUAUUAAAAGGUGUCCCCCUCCCACCUUAAAAUGCUGCACCUGUGGGGGGAACAAUGCUUAGAUAUUAUACUCACCUUCCAUAGUGCAGGGGGUGACAUCCCUGACUUCCAUAGUGUGGCAGGUGACAUCCCUGACUUCCAUAGUGUGUGAGGUGACAUCCCUGACUUCCAUAGUGUGUGAGGUGACAUCCCUGACUUCCAUAGUGUGGGAGGUUACAUCCCUGACUUGCAUAGUUUGGGAGGUGACUUUCAUAAUGUGGGAGGUGCCAUCCCUGACUCCCAUGGUGCAGGAGGUGACUUCCAUAGUGUGGGAGGUGGCAUCCCUGACUUCCAUAGUGCAGGAGGUGACAUCCCUGACUUCCAUAGUUCGAGAGGUGACUUCCAAAGAGUGGGAGGUGACAUCCCUGACUUCCAUGGUGCAGUAGGUGACAUCCCUGACUUUCAUAGUGCAGGAGGUGGCAUCCCUGACUUCCAUAGUUCGAGAGGUGACUUCAGUACUGCAGGAGGUGACAUCCCUGACUUCCAUAGUUCAAAAGGUGACUUCCAUAGUGUGGGAGGUGACAUCCCUGACUUCCAUGGUGCAGGAGGUGACAUCCCUGACUUCCAUAGUUCGAGAGGUGACUUCAGUAGUGCAGGAGGUGACAUCCCUGACUUCCAUAGUGCAGGAGGUGACAUCCCUGACUUCCAUAGUUCGAGAGGUGACUUCCAUAGUGUGGGAGGUGUCAUCCCUGACUUCCAUAGUGUAGGAGGUGACUUCCAUAGUGUAGGAGGUGACUUCCAUAGUGUGGCAGGUG